CUUUAAUACCCCAGCACGGAGCUCGCAACAGCCCACAGCGACCCCCAGAUAUGAUGCGGCUCGGUCAAUUGCAACGGCCAAUACAGGCCGUUGCUGUGGCCGGCUCUUGCAGACCGACGCUCGCCACAUUCGCCCUGCCGUCGCGGCCAGCAAUCCAGUCGACACCGGCGCAAGCACAAGAUGCCGUCGUCGAAGGGCGGAGGUAUGCCAGUGUCAAGUCGCAGGGAGCAUACAGGAUACCAAACAAGAAGACGAUAGCCAAGAAACUGGGUGCCAAGAAGAGCGGUGACCAACAUGUCAUCCCCGGGAACAUCAUCUUCAAACAACGAGGCACAAUGUGGCACCCCGGCGAGAACGCCCUCAAGGGCCGUGACCACACGAUCCACGCCGCCGUCGAGGGCUACGUCAAGUACUACCGCGACCCUCAACUACACCCGACCCGCCAAUAUAUCGGCGUCGCCUUCAACCGCGACGACACCCUCCCCUACCCGAAAGACGCACCCCGGCGGCGCAAGCUCGGCAUGGUGGCCACGACCCGCAAGGUCCACGAGAAGAAGGACGCCAUCUCAGCGAGCGGAAUCCCAAGAAGAGUCGUGAGGCAGGCCGGAAUCUAUGACAUCAAGGAGCUCGAGCAGCGGCUGUGGUCACGAGAUAAGGCGCGCGAGCUGGAGGCGGCCAGGGAGGCGGCCAGGAAGGCGGCAGCGUCGGACCCCGCGCCUGGAGCGGAAGCAGCAGCGGCCCAGGCAGCCGCCGCCGCGGGCGAGACGGAAAUGACGCCUGUCACGGGCGCGGAGAAGGGCCAGGCGGAGCCGGGGGCCGCCAAGUCCCAGAAGCGCACGCGGUCGGAGCAGAGGCGGCUGGUGCACCCCCUGACGUUCAUCCAGAAGCGGUGGCUCGAGCGGCGGCGGACGCGGACGCUGCACCUGAACCCGCGCAGCUACUCCUACACCGAGACGAACGCGGCCAUCGGCCGGCUGGCGUCGCGGACCAUGUACACGCCCCCCUGGAAGCUGGGCGGCCGCAAGGCCCGGUUCAGGGCCCGCCGGGCCCGCCGCGAGAACGAGAUCAAGAAGAUCGCCGCGGACCGCGAGCUCGUCAAGGCCGAGAAGGAGAAGGAGCGUAUCGCUGAGGAGGCCAAGAGGCAGCGCAUGCUUGCUAAGCAGAGGGCUAAGGGCCAGGGGCGCGCGCAGAAGGAAGGGGAGAAGGGUGGUGAGGAGAAGGCCAAGAACAAGGUCGAUGCAUGAACUGUAGGAUACUGAGCUGCGAUUGUCAAUACAAAAAACAUUUAGAAG
Molecule: messenger RNA, 1292 nt
Organism: Diaporthe batatas
Lineage: Eukaryota; Fungi; Ascomycota; Sordariomycetes; Diaporthales; Diaporthaceae
Product: mitochondrial 54S ribosomal protein YmL2
Exons: 2
Coding region: 51-1244 (397 amino acids)
Biological process (GO): translation
Cellular component (GO): mitochondrial large ribosomal subunit; ribosome
Molecular function (GO): structural constituent of ribosome
Source: RefSeq, a predicted model, not a curated record